AUGAUCUCGUACACAAGAUAUUUAAUUGUAGUCCAAUUUCAUUCCGCUGAGGUUGAACCGGAGCCCAUUGAUGAUACAUCCCGUAUUGAAAUUCAAAUGCGUCGGCGGGCAUUCUGGGUGGCCUACGGACUGGAUCGCCUGGCUUGUGGCGUCCUGAGGAUUCCUCUUUCCAUAGCAGAUGACAAUAUCACUGUGCCCACCAUCGCCACUGAGGCGUCUCUUGUGGAGAGCGCAAAUAGUGACGCCGGGCGUAUAAUCACCCGUAUCACCAAGGAUGCAGCUGACGACAUUCGUAGCAAGUUGGCCAACGUCAAGUCCAUGGUGCUUAACCGUGAGAUUAUCCGCAUGGUACGGGAGAUGAUUACAGAAGAUCUUCCUGAAGAUGCAGACAAGACACCAACUGAAGCGUUUCAAAUCUCGGUGAAAAGGUCAAUCUGGAACCUACAUUUUCAAGCUACGGCAACAGUACACUAUCAUAUCAGUUCUUAGGUCUAUACUUCUCGAACAAUCCAUCUUCUAGUGAGAUUGGAACACUUUUAAUGGGACAGACACUCGAAUUUCCAAAUACUCUUCCUGGAUACGAUGUGUAUUAAGACUUUGACACCUUUCGGAAGAAUCCAUGCAGACCACAUUAACGGCUGAAGUCGGCCAUAACAUAUGCUUAAAACAUUUACCAAAUAUGUGUCAACAUCUAAUAACAUGACUAUAU
Talaromyces stipitatus ATCC 10500 is the source of this 709-nucleotide messenger RNA. RefSeq lists its product as uncharacterized. The record is from RefSeq and is a predicted model, not a curated record. Gene Ontology annotation, biological process: DNA-templated transcription. Lineage: Eukaryota; Fungi; Ascomycota; Eurotiomycetes; Eurotiales; Trichocomaceae. Gene Ontology annotation, molecular function: DNA binding; zinc ion binding. The transcript has 2 exons. Bases 1 to 489 code for a protein of 162 amino acids.